This is a messenger RNA of Bactrocera latifrons, 2457 nucleotides long. RefSeq lists its product as uncharacterized. The coding region runs from base 1 to 2457 and encodes 818 amino acids. The record is from RefSeq and is a predicted model, not a curated record. The transcript has a single exon. Gene Ontology annotation, biological process: DNA integration. NCBI's taxonomy places the organism in Eukaryota, Metazoa, Arthropoda, Insecta, Diptera, Tephritidae. Gene Ontology annotation, molecular function: nucleic acid binding.
AUGAUAAGUUUAUCUAAUGCGCCGUCUCUUUCUAGCUAUAUCUUCCAUCCUGGUGAGGCUUCCGUUUUGGGUCUAAGAUGGGACGCACUGUCGGAUCAGUURUACUUUCGCGUCGAUCUUCGUCAAAGAGGAGAGAUACCCACGAAGCGCCGUGUACUCAGCGAGGUGGCACGACUCUUUGAUCCUACUGGUUCGUUAUCGCCUGUUAUCGUAACCGGGAAAAUAUUAAUUCAGAGACUGUGGGCUGCUGGUCUAUCUUGGGACUCACCAUUACCUGACGACCUUUGCCGCGAAUGGCUGAAGUAUCGGUYACAGCUUGCGGAGCUGAAUCAGAUUCGAAUUGAGCGGUGGAUGGGCAUGAUUCCACGCGUUGAAACAUCAUUYCACGAGUUUUGCGAUGCCAGCUCACACGCGUAUGCAGCCGUCGACACAGAUGGUUCUGUACGUUUCACUCUUCUGACGGCACGUACCAGGGUUGCACCACUCAAGACUGUUACUAUACCACGCUUGGAACUUGCGGCAGCGCUACUUCUUGCCGAAACAUUCCAAAACGCGCGRGAUUCUUUGAGACUAGAUGACGUUCCCUACUAUCUAUGGUCGGACUCAGCUAUCGUAUUGUGUUGGUUGAGAAAGGAUCCAUCAACACUAAAACCAUUCCUAUCAAAUCGUGUUCGUAGAAUACAAGAACUGACAUCCCCCACACGAUGGCAUCACAUUCGUUCGGCGCAUAACCCAGCUGAUUGCGCCARUAGAGGUAUCACACCUGGCGAGCUAUUAGUUCAUCCACUUUGGUGGCAUGGACCUAAGGAGACAGACAUGAUUUAUUUGGGAAACCGUGAUGUCCCUCUCAUCAAAGAUGAGUCCGAUAUAUUACUCGCCGAAACCCGAAGAACGCACCAAUUGAUUGCACUCGUGUCACAUYCGUUAUAUACUCGUCGUCCAAACGGGCACGCUAUUCUAUUAACUGAUCGGUUCAGUAAUAUCACUCGAUUGUUGGGAACGGUGGCCAUUAUCCUACGUUGGUUGAGAAACCGUCGACACCUCCGGCAACCGGUUAUCAGUGCUCCAGAACUGGACGACGCACUGUACGCUAUAAUCCGUUUAGAGCAAGAGGAACAUUUUGCAGAUGAAAUCCGUCAAUUAAAGUCUAGUUCAGGUUUGGCAUCUUCCAGUCGAAUAAUGCCUUUAAAUCCAUUUAUAGGUAAGAACCGAAUCCUACGUGUUGGAGGACGCAUUCACACGGCCGAACUAGGACAUGRUCAACGAUUCCCUAUUAUUUUGCCAAAAUCGACGACGUUGGUCAAGCUYUUACUACAUCAGGCACAUGAAUCUACACUGCAUGGAGGAACACAACUCAUGCUACACACUCUUCGUCGCCGCUUCUGGAUUCUGAGUUCCAGGCAAGCAGUCAAAGGUUUCAUCCAUAACUGUGUAGUGURUCGGCGUCACAGAGGGGAAGUCCUGAAGCAACAAAUGGCUUCCUUACCCGGGCAGAGGGUUAGAGCCGCGAGACCAUUCAUUUCCUCGGGUGUAGAUCACUGUGGACCUUUUACAUUGCGAAUCGGAACGAAACGCUCUCGAACGCUUAUCAAAACGUAUCUCGCAAUUUUCGUUUGUAUGGCCACCAAGGCUGUACACAUUGAGGUGGUUGAUGAUCUAUCGGCACAAGCAUUUUUAGAUGCCUUCACUCGUUUCGUCAGCCGGCGCGGUCCCUGUCGGGAUUUAUAUAGUGAUAACGGUACAGCGUUUGUUGGUGCCAACCGACUCUUGAAGGAAGACCUCGCAGCGUGGCAGAGUGAGAAUAAUCCGCAAUCGCUCGCCAAUUCAGGCACGAAAUGGCAUUUCAUUACACCCAGUGCGCCACAUCAAGGAGGCCUCUGUGAGGCGGCAGUGAAGUCCGCUAAGCACCAUUUGAUACGCUGCGUAGGUGCGCAGGUCAUGUGGUACAGUCAACUGCAGACGUUGGCUGUAARAAUAGAAGCCUGCCUCAACUCCCGUCCUAUUACACCACUUUAUGACGACCCUGAGGAGAAACUUGCGUUAACGCCUGGGGAUUUCCUAAUUGGGUCUCUGCUACUGGCGGUUCCCGAACCAGAUAUCAAACAUAUCCCUAGCAACCGACUGAAGCAAUGGCAAUGGAUACGUCAAAUASAGCAGAUAUUUUGGCAUCGAUGGAGUGAGGAGUAUCUCACCAUUCUGCAGAGACGAAACAGAUGGCUUCGGCGCACAACGAAUCUAAGGGUGGAUGAUAUCGUCCUAGUCAAACAAGAGAACCUGCUUCCAACCCACUGGUGCCUGGGUCGAGUGACAACAGUACAUCCCGGAGCUGAUGGUGUGGUCCGCAAUGUCACUUUGAAAACCGCUAAAGGAUACAUGAAACGAGCCGUCCAGAAACUAUGUCUGUUGCUUGAGAAGGAGGAUUUGGAGUCGACCGACUCGACCGGGCAGGAUGUUUAG